Molecule: messenger RNA, 692 nt
Organism: Amyelois transitella
Lineage: Eukaryota; Metazoa; Arthropoda; Insecta; Lepidoptera; Pyralidae
Gene: Ufc1
Product: ubiquitin-fold modifier-conjugating enzyme 1
Exons: 4
Coding region: 115-621 (168 amino acids)
Biological process (GO): protein K69-linked ufmylation
Cellular component (GO): cytoplasm
Molecular function (GO): UFM1 conjugating enzyme activity
Source: RefSeq, a predicted model, not a curated record
UUAGUUGACACGUCGACGUCAUUAGAAAAGUGACUACUAACCAUCUGUUUACAAAAAAUAAUUUACUAUGUUCUCUUCAAAUUAAUAUGAAACUGUGAUCAGCAAUUGUUCAAAAUGGUAGACGAGAGCACCCGAAAGACACUUAGUAGCAUUCCCUUGCUUCAAACCAAGGCUGGACCAAGGGAUAAGGAACUAUGGGUGACGCGCUUAAAAGAGGAAUACCAAGCUUUAAUUAAGUAUGUACAGAACAACAAGGAAGCAGACAAUGACUGGUUCAGGUUAGAGUCGGAUAAAACUGGUACAAAGUGGUUUGGCAAGUGCUGGUACGUCCACAACUUGCUGAAGUACGAGUUUGACCUGGAAUUUGAUAUACCAAUAACAUAUCCCACGACAGCUCCCGAACUAGCUUUGCCUGGAUUAGACGGAAAGACAGCUAAGAUGUACCGUGGAGGCAAGAUAUGUCUCACGGACCAUUUUAAACCUUUGUGGGCGAGGAACGUGCCCAAAUUCGGUAUAGCACACGCUAUGGCACUCGGUUUGGGCCCAUGGCUAGCCGUUGAAAUUCCCGACUUGAUCGAAAAAGGGGUGAUCACUUACCACGAGAAAGAUGAAGCGAAAUGAUUAACAAGACAUACACACAAAUUGUAUAUACAGAGUUAUUAUUUAUAUAAUAAAUAUAUAUUUUUUAUAAA